This is a messenger RNA of Monopterus albus (swamp eel), 4171 nucleotides long. It is a transcript of the gene vax1, whose product is annotated as ventral anterior homeobox 1. NCBI's taxonomy places the organism in Eukaryota, Metazoa, Chordata, Actinopteri, Synbranchiformes, Synbranchidae. Gene Ontology annotation, biological process: central nervous system development; brain development; regulation of transcription by RNA polymerase II. Gene Ontology annotation, molecular function: RNA polymerase II cis-regulatory region sequence-specific DNA binding; DNA-binding transcription factor activity, RNA polymerase II-specific. The record is from RefSeq and is a predicted model, not a curated record. Gene Ontology annotation, cellular component: nucleus.
UCUAAGCACUAGUGAUACGUUUUGUUCCCCCUUUUUGUCUUUUUCAGAUACGCAAGUUAAGAUUAAGAGAGCUGAAGAUGGCUUCUGCGGUGCAGUCAUUUUAAUAUAGAAGAAUGUGGCAUUAACAGGCAGGACCUCGCUGGGCUGCUCUGCAUCGCUCUCUGAAUGAACGUAGGACGACAAAGGAAACUUUUAAAACUGUUCCAAAUAAAGCAGAGCCCGGUGCUGCUGCCCUGCUGAAACCGGCUGGGUCGUCACUGCCUUCAUGCGGUUUGAUCAUCGCAGAUUUGUUCAUCUAUCUCAUUCUCUCUCCCUCUCUGGUUCUUUCCCAGUGUCUCAUGCCUACAAUAGCACAGUGGCAAGAUCUGCACAUUGCAGAAUUCCGCUGACUAGCGAGAGAGCCAAAGGGAACGACGGGAUUAAAGUUCACUGGCAUUCUGCGGCAAUCAGGUGCGCUGCGAAAAGUCUGGGGGAAAAAAUGUCUGGUCACAUUCUGCGGACAGAAGAAUGAAGCACCCGGGAACUUUUUUCAGGUCUGGAAGAGUCAUACCCGCUAUUGUGUGCAGUCAUAUGGGGUUCAGGGAGGCUUGGUUGCGAGACAAGACCAAUCAUUUGUCUUGAUUUCCUGGGCUGAGAGCAGGCAAACGGAGGGAGACAAGACGAGCAAACCCCGCUAUCAAGACCUGAUCUAUUUCCCCAAACAAUUUUGUGUAUUCAUGAGGUUACGCAAAUGUGAAGGCAGCAAAAUUACCGUAAUCAAUUGAAACAGUGAGUGCGCAUCCAUGGGUCUGAUUAUUUGGAGAUCAUCUAUCAGCCUGAUGUCUAUGUAAGGAGGAAAGGAGGGCACUGAAUUACUGUUGAGUUUCACUGAGAAGUCCAUGAUCAUUGGGCAAAGGGAGUUUGGUCAGUGAUAAUAGGGCUCCUUGGUCGGGCGAAGGAAGUGCUUUACCAAGCAUUAGGUAGCUGACUCUGCCCUGCUGAAAGGUGCAGUUUUGAAACUAAAACCGACACUGUCCCAACAACCUGGUGUACCGCGCUCUCUGUGAUAUCUUUUUUUCACCUGACAAAGGAAAAAAAGACAAGCAACAGAUCCAAGAGGAUAAACUGAGCAUGGAGGUCAGGUACAACCAAGAGACGGAAGGAAUGGUGCUGAAGAAUGGACUAAAGGAGGGGAAGGACAGCAAGGACUCCCAGGGCAGCUUGUCCAAAAGCUUCCUCAGGGAGCAGCAGGACACCUUUUCCCCCUCUGGGACUGUGGAGAGCUGCGAGAAAAACAGGGGCGGCACGGGCGACCCAGACUACUGUCGGAGAAUACUGGUCCGAGAUGCUAAAGGCUCUAUCCGAGAGAUCAUUCUGCCGAAGGGUUUGGAUUUGGACCGGCCCAAGCGGACCCGCACCUCCUUCACUGCAGAGCAGCUCUAUCGGUUAGAGAUUGAGUUUCAGAGGUGCCAGUAUGUGGUUGGGAGGGAACGGACUGAACUGGCACGCCAGCUCAACCUGUCUGAAACUCAGGUGAAGGUCUGGUUUCAGAACAGACGAACUAAACAGAAGAAGGACCAGGGGAAGGACUCUGAGCUGCGUUCAGUGGUUUCAGAAACAGCAGCGACCUGCAGCGUCCUCAGACUCCUGGAGCAGGGGCGGCUGCUGACGCCUCCGGGCCUGCCGGGCCUCAUACCCCACUGCGGCAGCGGAACUCUAGGCUCUGCCUUGCGCCCUCCCUCCACCAGCUCAGGGACAGCGGCAGGCCUGCAGAGCUCACCAGCGGCUCACGGCCUCUUCAGCUUCCCCAUGCCAUCCUUACUCAGCAGUGUCGCCACCUGCAUCUCCUCCAACCCCCUGACCAUGGCCGGCUCGCUGGCUGGCAACCUGCAGGAACUUUCUGCCCGCUACCUAAGCUCCUCGGCUUUUGAGCCUUACUCGCGGACCAAUGGCAAAGAAUCCAUGGACAAGAAAAUUCUGGAAUGAUGCCUUGAUUUUACAAAGAUGGAUUCUUGUUUCCUCUGGACGUGUUUCGGUUGUUUUCUUAGCUUUCACUGUCUUUGUUUGGUUUUGCUCAGUGUCUCUCAUUUGUCUGUGUCAUGUUCCAUAGCAGUUCAUGUAUUCCGAUUGCACAUCUGGCGCCUUGUAUGAGGAAGACAUAUUCCUGUACAAGCUCAUAUAACAAAGACAGGGCGGCAGCACAAAGAUUUUGCAUAAAAUGUUCCUAUGGGACCUUGUGACACACUUUGUGAGAUUUAAAGACACACUCUGAGGAGACCGCUGAGGGAUCUUUUCUUUUUAACAAAUGUUUAGACCUGUCUAUUAAUCUAAAAUAACAAUAUAGACAGUGGCCCAGAGAAUAUGGCUUCAUAUCACAAAAGCUGUCCCACUGCAGGAGAAGCGGCACAUAGUGUAUAGUAGGAAGUAUAGGAUUGGUGACAGAACGUGUCGAAUGAGAUACCUUUCUGAAUUGUGUUUUAUUAUUUAAUUGUUUUGGGUAGAUGAAUGUCACCACAGUGAGUAGGUAAAGAAAGCGAGUUGUCAAACACCAGCAACGGCGGUAUGUGAGAUCCAAUUAGCAAAUUAGAACAUUUCGUUUUUAAAAUGCAGCAUUUUGAAUGAACACUCAAGGUCAAUUUUUCCACAUAGAAGUGAGAGAGGAAAAAAGUGCUUGUGUCUGAAGGUCACCGCAAGGCCAGUGUCAGCACGAAACCCAGUGCAGUAGAUAUGUGAGUGCAAUUUGCUUAUUCAGAUGCCUCGCAGAAAUUCAGCUUAUAAAAAGAUCUUUUGUAUAUCUGUUUGUAUUACGUUUGGACCAAACCAAAACGUAACCCGGAGAAGGUGUUGUCAUACAAUAUGAUAGUGCAAUUGUUCAGUGUUGUUUUCUCUAUGGUUUUGUGAGGAUUUUAACAUUUUACAAGAAACGUAUUCACUUUGUGGCAUUUAUGUCUUCAAGAUGCAGUACCUGAGUUUCGCCUCUUUUUUUGCCUGUGAGUUUAAUACCACUGUGAGUUCUCGGAAUUUUGCUGUACAGUUUCUAUUCCGUACAGGAGAAAAGUGCAGGAAUGAUUUGCUGAAAGGUUUUUCAUAGUAAGGCGCUUGCUUUGAGCAACACUACAAAGUGACAGGUUUUUCAGUCAUUAAGACAACAUGAUAAUCUUUCUGUGCUGUGUGAAAUUUAAAACUCAAAAGCCUUUAUAAAAUAUUUAUGCAGACUGAUGCAUAUGAAGGCUGAACUGAAAUAUUGAAGUAUAAAGGUACUGGGAAUGAGAAAUAUACCUUAAAAUUGUUAUUUUAUUGUAAAUUAUUUACUUCUGUAAGUAAUAGAUUAUUAGUAUCUGGAAAAUUAUGAAAGAAUGAAUGUAUUAGUGGGGUUGAGGACUCAGUUCUCUUUGGUGCUGUUGUUGUGAAAUAUCUUGCAAUUUGUGAAAUGUGUGGUACAAAUUUGCGUAUAUUAUGUACAUGGCUACAGACAAAGACAAGGUGUUUUCAGUUUUCUUUCAUACGGUAUAUGUUGCUAUGAAUCAAGUUAUGAUAAAUGUCAUGACUGUUAUACCUCUCAUACACACUGACCUGACAUGUAUGUUUCUGAAAGUUUUUACACUGUUUUUGGUAAUGUGACCUGCUGAUGUUAUAACUGUCCACCCUGACUCCGACUCUCCGACUGGUUAAUAGUCACUUCUUACUAAUCCUGUUUUUGUGUCCCCCCCACCCCAUACACAAUGUCAUAGUGUCAUUUUGAUUUAAAAUCUAUCAGUCCAGUUAUCAUAGUCCAGACAACAUAAGAGACUUGAGUUAACCUAAAUGAGCUCCCAACAAUAAGCUUUAGAGGCAGCAGCCGGUGUUUCCUGAACUGAGGGCUUGCUUCUAUAGGGAAGGCUGUCCCAACUUUUUAACUGCUGGAGGUCAUUCCAGCCUGAUGAGGGACCUGCAGACAAAACUCAGGGCCUUGAAGUGUCAUGAUGCAGAGUAAAAAAGUUUUUUUUUUAAAAAGAUUUCAAAUUAAUAUUAUUUUAAAAACACACUAGAACUGAACAUCAACCAAAGGUAAAAAAAUGACAAUGUACUUUUUAGUAAAGAUGAAAACUAUCAGAUAUCUGUCCAUGAAACUAAAUGUGAUUUUUUUUAGUGCACUGAAAAUACAGCAUUCUACAUUGCUCUAUUUAUUUAAUUAUUUGGACAACCAUUGGUA